Messenger RNA from Teleopsis dalmanni, 4650 nucleotides. RefSeq names its product SH3 and F-BAR domain-containing protein DDB_G0274695 (gene Nost). The transcript has 6 exons. Gene Ontology annotation, cellular component: cytoplasm; plasma membrane. Gene Ontology annotation, molecular function: protein binding. Lineage: Eukaryota; Metazoa; Arthropoda; Insecta; Diptera; Diopsidae. The record is from RefSeq and is a predicted model, not a curated record. The coding region runs from base 301 to 3972 and encodes 1223 amino acids.
ACUUUUUUAACUAGUUGCAAUAUAGGUUUUUUCCAAAUUCGUAGUUAAUUAGAAUUGUCCUUUUCGUCAUGUACUAUGCAAUUUAAAUAACAAAUAAAAUUUAUCGUGAAUACAAACCUAAUAAAGCAACAAUUCUUCAUAAUUUGCAAAACUUAAUCAUUUUAUCGCAACCUAAAAAAGUGCUUAAAUAAAAAUCUGCGAGGUCGUCUAAUUAUUUUUUUUUUUAUUGAUUAAAGGUUUUCUUAAGAAACUGCGAGUUAAAGAUAAUUGUUUUUGAUAAUAGAAAUAAAAAAUUGCAAAAUGAAUCGCUUACGUACACAAAAGUUCAAACCAAAUCCUGAUGUCAACAUAAGCGACACCGCUUGUAACAGCUCCUCAAGCAACAGUCUCCUAACCAAACUCACAAAACGCUACUCGACAAUCAGCAAUAAGAUUACGCGAAGGUCUCACUCUGGUCGCAAAAGUCAGUCGCCACAAAAGAUGAUAUCGGGUAGUUACGACAUGACCGGUACACAUUCUGAUGAUCAUCGCUUGGAAAUCGGUGCCCCUGUAUUGAUAUCCACAACAACACUAGACACAGAUCGCUUGGAUGUUACAGAGGCGCGACUACGACAGAUUAAUGGCGGCAUUGCUGCCACUAGCACAAUGAUACGUUGCAAACCUGCGCAAUCAUCGCCACCAAUACCAUCAUCCGGUAGUGAGAAUGAAAUGUAUUUAGAUGCUUUAAGUACACCGCCGCGUAAUAAUUCCCUUCCAUGCGAUGAGGAAGAUGAUAAAUUUGUUUUGGCACCAACAACACCGAAGCAGGCAAGCCCGGAACGUGAAAUAAAACCAUUAAAUACACCUGUAGUAGAAAAUAAAACUAUUGAAAUCGUUGACACAGCUCCUGUCGAGUCAAAGCCUAACUAUAUCGAAACGAAUUGUUCUAUACGCUCCGAGCCUAAACUUAAUAGAAGGCAGCAUUCAAAAUCUGUGCAGAAUUUACAUAGAUCGGAAAUUAAGGUGUAUUUACAAAAGUCACCAUCCAUUGAAUUGAAUAGAAGCUUAACAACUGCAGAUUUAGAUCACUGCCGUGAUUUACCCAAAAUACCAGAACUUUAUGGUGCCAGUAAGUGCAGUUUAGCGCCCACCGAGAAUGAAGACAAAGAUUAUAAUAAAGAAAACUCCGCUCCUUCACGUAUGAUUAAUUUGCAUAAUUCAAAUGUAUCUAAUGAUUCACUGUGCCCGGAAAAAAAAGUAGGUGGAUUUCUGGCACAACAAUUGCAAUUCAAAAGUGUUGACUCUUUGGAUAUCAAUCGGAAUGGUAAACGGCAAAGUGUGAUAUUUGCUAGUAGUAUUUCGAUCAAUGAUCGUGGUUCAAAAAAUAGUGUCAUGAGCCAGGAAAGUGCCUUAGAAGAUUUCGAUCUCAAAUCUGUAAGUUGUCAGAGCUUAAAUGCACAAAGUUUAUUUGUGUCCAUUGAUGAAUUGAACGAAAUUACGCGUCAACUCAAUGAAUGGGAAGACUUUAACCAAGAAAUUGAUUUGGAAUAUUGUCAACAUCGCGAUAAUCUCAAGCCAAGUGAGAGACGAAUUACAUUACUGAAAAAUAAAAAUACACGUUUGAUUAACUUCAAUAACAACAAGGAGAAGAUAAAGAAGGGAUGGAAUGGUGUAAAACAUUGGCUUGAAGAAGAGAGUACUAAAAUUAAAGAAGCAAUGAACAGGCAAACACCCAUGCAUAGAGCGGGGGCUUCUCGUUUAAAUCUUAAUAGUUCAGACCCACAGUCCACACCUUCUGUUAUUGGCAGUGUGGCAUUAGAAAAUAGAAGUGAUAGACGUAGUAUGUCACGGGAAAAAACAUUAGCCGAUAGUGAUACUAUCAUGACAUCAACAUGUACGCUGUCAAAACCCGAAACACACUGUAGCCCUGUACAUGAGCUGCGUCUAAGUUGUGAUAAUAUGACUGAGGAUGAAAUGGACGAAUUAGAAUCGUCAUAUACACAUAGACCAGGUGAUGACUCAUCACCAGAAAGUAAGCGCAUCAAACGGGAGGGCCAAAAUGGAUUCGAAGAAUUACGACGCUACAUUAAACAAGGAGGUGACUUCGGCAAGGAACUUAUACUCAUCCUACAAGAAAGAGUCGAAGCUGAAACUUUAUAUUCUAAAUCUCUAUCAAAAAUGGCUAACAAAUUGAACAAGGCUUGCCGCGAACUUCCUGGCAGUAUUGCUGAUGCUUGGCGUGGUGUUGCUACAGAAAUGGAAAGUCGCAGCGAUAUACAUCGUCAGUUAUCAACUUCACUUACAGAUGAAAUAGUUAAACCACUGAAAACAAUAGUCGAUACUCAUCAUAAAGCAAGAAAAUCUGUGGAGACCAAUGUCGAUAAGGCAGCGCGAGUAUUAGCCGAAUGGCGUGUCAGUGAAGCUAAGAGCAAAAAAUCUUCACAUGCUGCUGCUAGAGAAAAUGAAAAACUACAGGACGCUAUGUUGGAUGUCCGAAUACAAAAAUCUCCAUCCAUUGCCAUACUCCAUCAAGGUGCGAACAAAGUAGCAGCGGAGAAAGAAAUCAAAUCAGCUGAAAAGGAUUGCGCCAAAUUGGAUAACAAACGCAAAAAAGCUGAGGAAGCUGUUAAACGUGCCGAUGUCGAAUAUUACACACUAUGCGUACGUGCUGAGCGUGCACGUGUUGACUGGGAAAUGUCUGUUCUGCGAGGUGCUUCGCUGCUACAAAAUGUUGAAAAUCAGCGACUUGUGAAUAUGAAAAACUUUGUCUCAAAUUAUACUCGUCUAACAUCGAUGAUGAAUCCAAUAAUAGAUAGCGUAGUGCAGCGUCUACAGCCACAAGUUGAUGCCUGUAAUGUAUUGAAGGACAUGCAAGUUGUUAAGAAUAUAAGACGUAAUUCAGAGGGUCCAAGUGAACAGUUGUUACCCGACUUUUAUUGCGAACACACAACUUUGGCAAUGAAUCGUGAGAGGCGAAAACAUGCUCUAAUCAAAUUACUGCAAUUAGUAAAAGCUGAUUUGGAACGCGAACGACGUUCACGUAAUGGAUUGAAGGGUCUCUCGCAAUCAUUGAAUAACCAAGAGAAUCAAAAUAUUACCGAUAAAUUGUAUCAUAUUCGUUCAAUGCUAACAUAUUUGGAGGGCUCCCGUUUUAAACUACAUUCAGCUUUGCUAGAACUGGAUCAUAAGCCACGUACAACGCAUCCUCUUGCGCAACAUAUACAAAUAACACGUGAUCGUACAGGACUACAACAGAGUAUACUGAAAGUACCACUUUGGUUGAAGAACAAUGACAAACUGAAUAAUUCGAAUGUUGAUGAUUCAUUGCGCGACAAUGAAUAUGAUUGCAUCUCACAAGCGAAUACAUCCUCAAAUGUUAGCUGCACUGAUUUAAAUAAGGAUAUGCUGUUAAAGAAAUUUAGUCGUAGUAAGAGCAACAUUGAAACGUUUAGCAUUAACACACAGAUUUGUCUACAAAAUCCAUUAGAAAAAUCGAAAACACUACAAACAAAUAUCGACGAUCCAUACAGUGAUCGUGGACAAGCGGACGGUGGCUCCAAUCAACAGGAUUCAGAUUUUGAUGAGUUCAGUUCACAAGAUGAAGAUGAUGAAAUGACCAAUUCAGGUGGUCGCAAAGAACAUAAAGUGAUAAUUGAGAAAAGUACGAUGCUUGCAAAUGGCAUAAGUAAUGGUGGCAUCACCAGCAUUGACCAUCACUAUCAGAAUUCUGCAGAAAUAAGCGCGGAGUGCACACAGAUUGCUGCCAAUAAUAAUAUCAAUAUGAAUGCAAAUGAAAUCUCUAGUUCUACAGUAGUAGUUUUAAGUAGAUGUAAGGCUUUAUACAGCUAUACACCAAAAUUAUAUGACGAACUGGAACUAAAUCCUGGCGAUAUUAUAGAAGUCCACGCCAAACAAGAGGAUGGUUGGUGGUUGGGCGCAUUGCGUAAUCAAAUUGGUAUUUUCCCCGCUACUUACGUGGAGGAGUUCGCUUGAAUAAAUUAAAUCGGUCAGUGUUGGCUAAUGACAACAUUGCUUACAGUGGAACAAAUUUAUUAUUUUCAAUGUAAAAUUAAGUGCAGUGGGUUUUCAUUUAAUCUCAUAUAUAUUUAGUGAGGCAAACUGAUAUUUAAAAUUUUAUUUAAUAUAUUUUAUUGCUAAAGCUAGUUUGUCCGCAUUAACGAAAAUUGUCUUCCCAACAACUGCCAAAAGAAUUGCUUUAACAUUACUUGUUACUUGUUACAGCAAAACAAAAUAUUUUAAAUAUUAAUUUUAGAUAUUUUUGAAUUAAAAUUCAAAUAAAUUCCCUGAAUUGCCCAAUAAGUACAACAUAUUUUGAUUAUUAUGUGUACUUAGAACUCUGCACUUGUGCUGUACUUUUGGGUUCUCAUACGACCGUCUCGAUAUGUGGGCGUAAAAGUACAGGAUAUCAGUGCAAUGUUCAUUUUCGCAAUAUUCUACAAGUCUAAGUGUGCAACGCACCAGUAAUUAUAAAAAUGAAUAAUGAAAAUAUCUAAACUAAUUUAUAUUUAUGUAGUCUAAGCAAUAUAAUAUAAACCUCAUGUCCCACAUAUAAGCGAUUUCAGUUUGUAGCAUAUUUUAAGCAUUGAGUAGUUAUAGAAAACGAUUUAAUUGAUAAUUAAUAUUCACUAAAUCCUGUAAAAUGCAAUUAUA